Messenger RNA from Zingiber officinale, 1811 nucleotides. RefSeq names its product tubby-like F-box protein 8. The record is from RefSeq and is a predicted model, not a curated record. The coding region runs from base 365 to 1675 and encodes 436 amino acids. Lineage: Eukaryota; Viridiplantae; Streptophyta; Magnoliopsida; Zingiberales; Zingiberaceae. The transcript has 5 exons. Gene Ontology annotation, molecular function: protein binding.
UGUCCUCGACGAGGUAUUUGAACGGGCGGCGUUCUCACAUUCUUCUCUCCUCUUUGCUUGAUUUUCGCCUUUUGCCUUCACCUUUGAGUUACGCCUUUGCUGUGGGCGUGCGGGUUCGAGAAAGAGAGAAGCGGCGGGCAGCUCAAAAGGAAAGGGAUCUGCUGAUACAGAGCGGGGUUUUGUCGGGUGAUUCGUUUCUUGUGGACAAUCUAAGAUUGAAGGUUGAAGUGCGGAGUUAGGUUUUGCCUCUCGAUUCGAUCACUCAAGGUAGUUGAUCAUUGUUCGUUGGGUUUGUGCUGCUAUUUAUUUACCUCUCCAGCGGUUUCUAUUCUUUCUUUUCUUUGUCGUGGUUUAGUUAAGCCAGAUGUCAUUUGACUCAUUCCGGAGCAUUGUUCGUGAUGUGAGGGAUAGUGUUGGUAGUUUAUCAAGGCGGAGUUUCGAAAUGAGACUUUCAGGUUUUUCUGGCCGUCAUAAAGGAAAAUCUCAAGGUUCUGUGCAUAAUGCAUAUGAACCCCAUCAAGAUAUUCAGCAAAGCCGCUGGGCUACUCUUCCUCCUGAGCUACUUUGUGAUGUGAUUAAAAGGUUAGAGGAAAAUGAAGCUGCAUGGCCAUCACGCAAGCAUGUUGUCUCGUGUGCAGCUGUGUGCAAAUCAUGGAGGGAGAUGUGUAAAGAGGUUGUUAGAAGUCCAGAAUUUUCUGGGAAGCUCACUUUUCCUGUAUCAUUAAAACAGCCUGGAGCUCGAGAUGGGGUAAUCCAGUGUUUCAUCAAGAGGAAUAAGUCAAAAUCAACGUAUCAUCUCUACUUAUGUCUUAGUCCAGGUGUGCUUGUUGAGAAUGGGAAAUUUCUCUUAUCAGCUAAGAGAAAUCGGAAACCAACCUGUACUGAAUACACCAUUUCGAUAGAUGCUGGCAACAUAUCAAGGUCAAGCAGUACUUACAUCGGGAAGUUGAGAUCAAAUUUUGUUGGGACAAAGUUCAGAGUCUAUGAUACUCAGCCUCCAUACAAUGGGGCUGCUAUUUGUCCUCCUGGCCGAACUAGCCGUAGAUUCUACUCAAAGAAAGUGUCGCCUAAGGUGCCAUCAGGAAGCUAUCCCAUAGCUCAGGUGACAUAUGAAUUGAACAUCCUUGGAACUCGAGGACCACGACGAAUGCAUUGUGUUAUGCACUCUAUUCCAGCAUCCGCUCUUGAGCCUGGCGGCACAGUCCCUGGGCAGCCUGACAACCUAGUCACACGCAGCUUGGAUUCUUUCCGUAGUCUCUCCUCCAUUUCCUCUUACAUAGACCGCUCUUAUGAUUUCAACAGUAUGCGAUUCUCGGAUAUUACUGGAGCUGAAGACAGGGAUGCGGAGGCUGAUACUAAUAAGGAAAGACCGUUGGUACUCCGGAACAAGCCGCCCCGUUGGCACGAUCAACUGCAAUGCUGGUGUCUCAACUUUCGUGGCCGUGUAACGAUUGCCUCUGUGAAGAAUUUCCAGCUCAUAGGUGCACCACAACCUGCUGCUGUCGGUCCAGCAACAACGGCACAGCCAGCUGCACCUGGUCAUGACAAGAUUAUCCUGCAGUUUGGGAAGGUCGCUAAAGAUAUGUUCACAAUGGACUACCGGUACCCGCUUUCUGCUUUCCAAGCCUUCGCUAUCUGUUUAAGUAGUUUCGAUACCAAAUUGGCCUGUGAAUAGAAUGAUCAAAAGUUAAGAAAAAAAAGGAGGAUAAGUAAUCAUCCUAAUGUCGUUUUGUUAAUAUUCAUGCUUGUUAUUGUAAAACAGAAGCACCUGCAAUGUAGUUCUUUUCCUUGAAAACUAAACUUGACCAUAA